This is a messenger RNA of Cotesia glomerata, 797 nucleotides long. RefSeq lists its product as uncharacterized. NCBI's taxonomy places the organism in Eukaryota, Metazoa, Arthropoda, Insecta, Hymenoptera, Braconidae. The transcript has 4 exons. Bases 295 to 681 code for a protein of 128 amino acids. The record is from RefSeq and is a predicted model, not a curated record.
UUGCGAUCUAUUGGAUUAAAAAAAAAAUGUCUAAAAAUUCGAAAGAAAAAAAUGAAGAAAAUAUUAACUUUACUCCUGAUGCAGUUGUUGAGGCAUUUGUUCCUGGCUUAUUCGUGUUAUUCAUUUGGAAAACGUUCGAGCUGCAGUUAAUAACAAAUAUAAUAAAGGGAAUUUUCAGGGUGCCCAAUUAACUAUGCAUAAAUAUACCAUUAUUUAAAAGGUCGGUGAAAUUGAUUUGAAUAAAUAUGUUACUGUACCUAACCUUCUACUAGUUCUCCUGAUGAUUCUUUAUCAAUGAUCUCACUAAGUGCGAUUGGAACAAGUAUUUUGCCGCAUAGAUUUAAAACUACUGGUUACAUUAAAUCUAAAUUUUCUGUCAUUAAAAAUGAUAACGAAGAGUGGAACAAAGCUUUUUUUUCCAUCACUGAUGAUGUAUUUAAAAUGGAAGUUACUAUUAAUUCUUAUAAAGAAAAUAAAUUCGAAAAGGGAGAACAUGUUGAAUUAAUUGGUUCUAUUUACAAAUUGAAAAACGACGAAAUAACUUUUAAAGUGGAAAAAAUGAGUGAUGUACGCAAAUUUGACGACGAUGUCAAACUAUUAAAUUGGCUUCUUGAAGGUCGUACGACAAUUUAUUCCUCAACCUACUCAAGUGGAUUAAACAAGAGACAAAAAACUGAAUAAUGUUAACUGCGACACAAUUUUACUCAUUACCUUUUCUCAUUAACUAAAUUUUCCCCUGGUUAAAUCAAAAAAUUAUAGCAAUACUCAAUUUUACUUUAAUUAAUUUAUUUGUUACG